Messenger RNA from Dichomitus squalens LYAD-421 SS1, 825 nucleotides. RefSeq names its product Lumazine-binding protein. Gene Ontology annotation, biological process: riboflavin biosynthetic process. The transcript is spliced from 4 exons. NCBI's taxonomy places the organism in Eukaryota, Fungi, Basidiomycota, Agaricomycetes, Polyporales, Polyporaceae. The record is from RefSeq and is a predicted model, not a curated record. The coding region runs from base 1 to 717 and encodes 238 amino acids. Gene Ontology annotation, molecular function: riboflavin synthase activity.
AUGUUCACAGGUCUGAUUGAGCACCUAGGCACCGUAACGGAGAUCGUGCAUGACGCGGGCGGGUGCACGCUCACCAUCGGGGACUCCGCGCCCAUCCUGGGCGACUGCCAUGUCGGAGACUCGAUUGCGGUCAACGGCGCGUGCCUGACGGUCGUCGAGUUUGACAAGGAGGAGCGCGGCGGGUGGUUCAAGGUCUGGCUCGCGAACGAGACUCUGGAUAGGACCGACCUCGGCGAGCGCAAGGUCAACGACCAAGUGAAUCUGGAAAGGGCGAUGGGCGCGCACGUCCGGUUUGGGGGACACUUCGUCCAGGCUCACGUAGAUACCACCGCUACGCUGAUUGGCAGGCAACCGGACGGCGACUCGCUGCGCCUGCUGUUCCAGCUGCCCGAGCCGACCCCGGAACGCCCAUCCCUGCUGCCGUACCUCAUACCCAAGGGUUACGUCGCCAUCGACGGGACGUCGCUGACGCUCACAGUAGUGGACGACGCGCGGCGCGCAUUCGGUGUCAUGCUCAUCAAGCACACGCAGGAAAAGAUCACGCUCAGCAAGAAGCCGAUUGGGGCCAAGGUGAACAUCGAGGUGGACAUGGUCGGCAAGUUUGUUGAGAAGAGCGUGCAUGCCGCGCUGGGAGGCGGUGGCGGACCCUUGCGCAAAUUGGUAGAGAAGGUUGUAGAGGAUGUGCUAGUGAAGAAGGGGGUGGUCGCACAGCGAUGAGAGGGCAUACGAAGGCGGAUAUACGUGUAGCUCUAAGCCGAGGUAGCAGCAAUAAACGCGGGUAAACGUCGGUCAAUGGACGCGUAUAGUCGCUUUUCCCAAAGAGGC